Tarenaya hassleriana is the source of this 2506-nucleotide messenger RNA. Its product is annotated as transmembrane 9 superfamily member 12. Gene Ontology annotation, cellular component: membrane. The record is from RefSeq and is a predicted model, not a curated record. Gene Ontology annotation, biological process: protein localization to membrane. NCBI's taxonomy places the organism in Eukaryota, Viridiplantae, Streptophyta, Magnoliopsida, Brassicales, Cleomaceae. The coding region runs from base 246 to 2204 and encodes 652 amino acids. The transcript has 2 exons.
UUCUCGCUCUUUGCGAAGGCAUCAAGCAAAGGAAGAGAGAGAUUGGCGACGCAAACAAAUGAUUUUCAAGUGACUUGGCAGCGAAACCUAGAGGGAGAGAGAGCUUCGUCUUGCAUCUUUGGAUCUGAACCGAUCAGCUUCAUUUUCCGCUCUGUUGAAUCGCCGCGGUACUUGGAUCUGAAUCAGUUGGGUGAAUCAAGCUCUGCUGGAAACUAGAGUUUCUCGUUGAUACAACGACGAGGAAAAUGUUUGGUACUUACCGGGUUUUCCUCUUGCUGGUGUUUGUUGGCCAACUUUGCCAUGGGUUUUAUCUGCCGGGAAGUUAUAUGCACACUUACUCAAAUGGAGACCCCAUCUUCGGCAAAGUAAAUUCCUUGACUUCUAUUGAAACCGAGCUUCCUUUCAGUUACUAUAGUCUUCCUUACUGCAAACCUCUCGGAGGCAUCAAGAAAAGUGCUGAGAAUCUUGGGGAGCUCCUUAUGGGGGAUCAGAUUGACAACUCUCCUUAUAGGUUCCGGAUGAACAUGAAUGAGUCUCUCUACCUCUGUACCACGAGCCCUCUAAAUGAGCAUGAGGUUAAGCUCUUGAAACAGAGGACUCGUGAGUUGUAUCAAGUUAAUAUGAUUCUGGAUAACUUGCCAGCUUUGAGAUAUGCAAAGCAAAAUGGGGUGACCAUCCAGUGGACUGGGUUUCCUGUUGGAUAUUCCCCACCAAACAGCAAUGAUGAUUACAUCAUCAAUCACCUCAAGUUUAAGGUCUUGGUCCAUGAGUAUGAAGGCAAUGUCAUAGAGAUAAUUGGCACAGGGGAAGAAGGUAUGGGAAUGAUUUCUGAAGCUGAUAAAAAGAAGACUUUGGGCUAUGAGAUUGUUGGAUUUGAGGUUAUUCCUUGUAGUGUUAAAUAUGAUCCUGAAAAGAUGACGAAGCUUCAUACAUAUGACACUGUUUCAUCUGUCAGCUGUCCACUGGAGCUUGACAGGGCGCAGAUUAUAAAAGAGCAGGAAAGAAUAUCCUUCACUUAUGAGGUUGAAUUUGUUAAGAGUGACAUAAGAUGGCCAUCCAGAUGGGAUGCCUAUUUGAAGAUGGAAGGUGCUCGUGUUCAUUGGUUCUCCAUCUUAAACUCACUUAUGGUGAUCUUUUUCCUUGCCGGUAUAGUUUUCGUCAUAUUUCUGAGGACAGUGAGAAGGGAUCUGACGAAAUAUGAGGAAUUGGACAAGGAAGCUCAGGCACAGAUGAAUGAGGAGCUUUCUGGUUGGAAACUUGUUGUGGGAGAUGUCUUUAGAGAACCGGAGUGGUCGAAGCUUCUCUGCGUGAUGGUGGGAGAUGGGGUGCGGAUUUUGGGGAUGGCCAUUGUCACCAUCGUUUUCGCAGCCCUAGGAUUCAUGUCACCAGCUUCACGGGGAAUGCUAUUGACUGGGAUGAUUGUUCUCUAUCUCUUCUUGGGUAUCGUCGCUGGCUACGCUGGUGUACGUCUCUGGAGAACUGUCAAGGGAACUUCAGAAGGGUGGCGUUCACUUUCCUGGUCUAUCGCAUGUUUCUUCCCGGGGAUUGCUUUUGUUAUCAUGACGGUAUUGAACUUCCUUCUUUGGAGCAGCAACAGCACUGGAGCUAUCCCGAUAUCGUUGUACUUUGAGCUCUUGGCCCUCUGGUUCUGCAUUUCAGUGCCACUGACCCUAUUCGGAGGAUAUAUGGGCACACGAGCUGAAGCAAUUCAGUAUCCAGUGAGAACCAACCAGAUUCCCCGGGAAAUCCCAGAACGCAAAUACCCGUCAUGGCUUCUCGUCCUUGGAGCGGGAACCCUUCCUUUCGGAACCCUAUUCAUUGAGCUGUUCUUCAUCUUCUCCAGCAUCUGGCUCGGAAGAUUCUACUAUGUAUUCGGGUUCUUACUCAUAGUUCUGCUGCUUCUCGUCAUUGUCUGUGCCGAGGUUUCUGUGGUCCUAACCUACAUGCACCUCUGUGUCGAAGAUUGGAAGUGGUGGUGGAAAGCUUUCUUCGCCUCGGGUUCGGUAUCGUUCUACGUUUUCGCAUAUUCUGUCAACUACUUGGUUUUCGACUUGCAGAGUCUGAGCGGCCCGGUUUCAGCUAUGCUUUAUCUCGGUUACUCUCUUCUCAUGGCGAUAGCGAUCAUGCUCGCGACAGGUACCAUCGGUUUCCUCACGUCCUUCUACUUCGUGCAUUAUCUCUUCUCCUCCGUGAAGAUCGAUUGAAAAUCCUUCACUGAGGGAUCCCCAUUAGAGAGGAUAUUCUUGUUCUCAUUUGGUGUUUUUCUGCUUUAGGAACUGUAAAAGUUUCAAAACUUUUUAAAAACGAGUUAUCAAACUGUUGUUUUUGUAGUGUGCUUACAGGAUGUCACGUUAGUAGAGUCCGUGAGCUCAUUCAUUCGUACGGACUAUGUUCCUUUGUUUUGAAUGUGUUUACAGUUUCCCCAUUGACUGAACGAUGUCUUAGUUUCCGUAGACACACACACUUAUCAAAGCUAAGAUUCUACAAUAAAACCUUCGUUUCGUUA